Molecule: messenger RNA, 2995 nt
Organism: Odontomachus brunneus
Lineage: Eukaryota; Metazoa; Arthropoda; Insecta; Hymenoptera; Formicidae
Product: facilitated trehalose transporter Tret1-like
Exons: 5
Coding region: 883-2241 (452 amino acids)
Biological process (GO): carbohydrate transport; transmembrane transport
Cellular component (GO): membrane
Molecular function (GO): sugar transmembrane transporter activity
Source: RefSeq, a predicted model, not a curated record
GAGAAAAAGACGCAGAAGAAAAACACGCGAGAUUUACAUAGAAGUUACGAGAACGCAACUCUACUCUUUUGAGUAAUUUCCUUCCUUUUUUCGAGAUCUUUCGAAAACCUGCUCUAGAAGAAGCAGCCUUCUGAACUACACAUCUCUCCUUCAAAGGAUUUUUGGUCCUGAAGAACUCUUAAAGAAAAAACCAGCAGCAUCCUGCUUUCUGAAGUAUCCUGUCUCCACAACUGCGCUCAUAGCAGCAUUUCUCUCCGGAGAUCCAGUCUCAACGCACCUUCAGCGAUAUCCUGCUCUCCGGAACACAUACAAUCCUAUUCCCUGAAUAUCCAUCAAUUCCACAAAACUCAAGUUGGUCUUUUGGAAGUCCUUCAUCCUACUGCCGUUUCUUCUUGGUUUACAACGGCCUUCAAGACUUAUAGUGAUCCUGAGUGAUUGAAUUUGUGCGUGAAUCGCGGUUCACGGUUUACACCGGCAUCUCUAAACUUUUUGUUUAUCGUUUCGUAAUCGUCUGUUACAAUCGCGUACAUCCGAAAAGGGAGUACGCGAGUGUCGUGAAAUUUGAAAAGAGUUGUGAAUGUACUGUUUCGAGACUUUUUCUCUUAAAAAUUCAUUGGUGUUAAUCAUUAUAAUAUUAAGGUUCUUGCAUGUGUUGUUUGUCGCAAUAAGUUCCUGAAUAUCGUGCUUUCCUCUCCUGCCGAAUGCAGCAUAACCUUGCAUGUUCCUGACAACCUGUUCAUCAACGCGAGACUUAUGGAUUUUAUGUCUUUGAUGUUUCACACGAAACUAGCAUUACUCUAGGUGGUGGCUUAUCAAAGAGUUUUUAUUAUAUGAACGCACAAGGUUCAGUUAUAUCUUACGCGUGCAAACGGCUCCAUCGAAAUGAACAAGAUACUUCUCGUGGCUGUAAUAGGCAAUAUAGGGGCGAUGUCUGUCGGUCAAUUUUUCGGCUGGGCAUCGCCGGCUCUGCCAAAAUUGAGCGGCGAUGGAGAUGAGCUUCCGCAUCUGAGCACGGAGCAAGCCUCCUGGGUGGCAUCCUUACUUAUUGUCGGUUCGACCGGCGGUGCCAUCGUCUCUAAGUUCAUCGUGAACUUAAUUGGCAGAAAAAACAGCAUGAUAGUUACAACUGUGCCCGGGAUAAUUGGUUGCCUAAUGAUAAGCUUCGCGACGUCGCCAUGGGAAUUGUACAUAGCGAGGUUCAUGUGCGGGCUAUCUUUGGGCGGCACCUAUGUGGCGUCGCCGAUAUACCUGGGCGAGAUCUCGCCGGCGAAUAUCCGCGGUAUUCUGGGAUCGUUCUUCACGGUCUCGGUGAAAUUCGGCUCUCUGGUCGCGUAUUCAAUAGGCCCGUUUCUUUCUGUGAAGAAUUUCUCGCUCGUGUGCAUAGCGAUGCCUCUUGUAUUUAUGGUUACUUUUAUCUGGUUGCCGGAGUCUCCAUACUAUCUGAUGCGCUGCGGCAACAGGAAGAAGGCCGUAAAAGCUCUUGUCGAAUUGAGAGGCAGAGAAAAUGUCAGCGAAGAGGCGGACACUAUCGAGCAAGCCGUGAAAAUCGAUCUGUUGAACGACACUGGGUUCAGAGAGAUCUUAUUCGUCCCGGGUAAUCGUAGGGCCUUGAUAACCGAGCUAGGUUUGAUUAUAUUGCAACAAUUAAGUGGCAGCCAGGCCUUCAUACAUUACGCCGAAGCGAUCUUUGAUAAGGCGCAAACCAACUUGCAGGGGAAGUACUUAACCAUCAUACUGGGUUGCGUGCAAACGGUGUUUUCGGGUGUGUGCAUGCUCUUGACCGAUUACUGUGGCAGACGAAUGCUAUUGAUGAUCUCCUCGAUCGGGACAGGCUGUUCGACCGCGAUGGCAGGAACGUAUUUUUAUCUCCAGCAAGAUCACAUGAACACCAACGGAUUGGAGUGGUUGCCUGCCACCGGCACAAUCUUGUACAUGGCUCUCUACUCCAUAGGUUUGGGCACACUGCCGUUUACUAUGCUUGGCGAGCUCUUCCCCACGAACGUCAAGGUCCUUGGCGGCAUGAUAGUCAUGGUCAUUUGUAACGUAUGUUCUUUCAUCAUCGUGAAGUGGUACCCGAUCGUGGCUGAGAAUAUCGGGACACAUGUGACUUUUUGGUUCUUCACCGUGUGCAGUUUUCUCGCUGUCGUCUUCACGUACACUUACGUGCCUGAAACUAAAGGCAAAACUCUAGAGUGGAUACAGAAAGAGCUGAAUAUCUCGAAGAAACAGGACGACAGUUGAACGAGGCUAGAUUCAUUUUCGGUGAAGAGUAUUUACGAUAAUAAUUCGUACGCGAUCGUGAAAAAUCGUUAGGUCUAUAUAACAAUCGUUAAUCUCUCGCGAAAUAAUAUAAAUAAUAGUUAAUAAGUAUUAAAAGAGUAACAAUAAAACUAAAUACUAUAUUUAUGAAACUAAUAACAAAACUAAACUAAAUAAUAAAACUAAAAAAAAAAUAACGAUAUACAUGUACUAAAGUGAGUCGAGAAUUAAUUGUUAAUAAGUAUUAAAAAAGUAACAAUAAAGUUAAAUAUAUUAUAUUUAUGAAACUAAUAACAAAACUAAACUAAAUAAAACUAAAAAAGAAAAAUAAGUAAUAACGAUAUACGUGUAAAGUAAAUCGAGAAUUAAUUGUUAAUGAUGUUGGCGCGAAUAUGCCGACGUGGGCGGCGAUUGAGUUAUAAUUUGGCACCGAUGUGCUUGACUUAGGUCGCGCUUCGAUAGCGUUCUCUCUUACCUUUAGGAGUUCCUUCCAUUCCGACGGAAACUUCUCCGUUUAAUGUCUCGGUUUAUCGGUCUUCGAGUAACUUCGGGCAGCUGACGCGAAUUGUCCUCGCGACCAUUGGUAGGUCACGAUUAUCGCAGAGAUUCGUUCGCGGACGAAGGCCACAAUCGGAGGAAGUUUCUCUCGAUUUAGCGCAGAUAAUCGUUAAUAUGUUACGAUAAAGAUAAAUGAAUAGGAUUCCGAGAAGGAUAAAUAAAUCAAGGACGUUUGUAA